AUGGCGGCCAUCGAAUCCAUCUUCCAAGAGUAUGCAGAGUGCCUCAACCGCCGACUCCCCGACGGGAACAUGGCCAAGUUCUCGUCUACUGGGCGCUCAUCCUCUCAGCUUUUGAGCUUGCCGGCCGGCUUCGAGCACCUCGAAGAGGCAAGUGACGUGAACAUUACCAUUCUUCACCAAAUUGGCGACGCUUUUACUGGCGAUUUGGCUGCAAUCCUCCUCGUGCGGAUUUCACGCAAAGGCUUCUCUCCUACUUCAACCACCACUGCGACAAUCGAAUUCCGCCGACACGUUUUCUGCCAAGUUCAGGGCACCACUGUCUCCAACAUCAAGGUUAUAGACGAUGUCGAUGCGUUACGCAACAGCGAAUCGCAGGCGGUCUGUCCUCCAAGCUGGAGCGCUAAAGCUCCCCUUCCAGGGUUCUGUCUCGCUGAGGCGUACCGCGCAUACUUCAACUGCGUCUCUACCAGGACCAUGGAAGAGAACCUGUCGAAAUUCACCCACGAUCACAUUACGUUCAAUGGACAUUCUGUAACCCGCGAACAGUAUAGAGGAGCCAUGGAAGAGUGUCACGACGUCAUGGCGGAUUGCAAGAACACGCUCGAGAAGCUUAUUGUUGAUGAGGGGAAACAGCAACUUGCAGCCAGAGUGGUAUUUGAGUGGACACCAGUUAAGGCUUGGAAUGGAAUAGAGCCAACCGGUAAAAGAGUCAAGUUUACAGAGCAUGUAUUCGUAUGGUUCGACGAGGGUAAAAUGCACACAAGUGUCACUUUGUUGGAUAUGGAAGCUUUCAAACAGCAGAUGAGAGUCUAG
This is a messenger RNA of Colletotrichum fioriniae, 813 nucleotides long. RefSeq lists its product as uncharacterized. Gene Ontology annotation, biological process: polyketide metabolic process. NCBI's taxonomy places the organism in Eukaryota, Fungi, Ascomycota, Sordariomycetes, Glomerellales, Glomerellaceae. The record is from RefSeq and is a predicted model, not a curated record.